AUGCCAGAAGCGAUAGGCAAACAUCAACUUAAAAGCAGUUUUAAGCCGACACAAACUAUCAGACCUCUUUAUACAGGCGGGAAAGUAGCUAUAUCACCAGAUGAAAAUCUUUUGAUAACAACUAUUGGCGAUAGUAUCGAAGUAACUGAUCUUCAAAAUGGAAAUAAAGUGCUCCAUUUGAGUGGUGAUACUGAACUAAUUACUACCUUUGCGAUAACACCUGAUGGUAAUUACAUUGUAACUUCAAGUCGAAGUUUAGUUGUAAAAAUAUGGGAUUUUAAAACAGGACAGAUAAAAAAAUCUUUUAAGGCUCAUGAGGCUCCAAUAAUAAUAAUGGAUAUAGAUCCUACUUCUUCUUUAGUCGCUACAGGAUCUGCUGAUAGUACUGUUAAAGUUUGGGAUAUUGAAGGUGGUUUUUGCACACACAACUUUCGAGGACAUGGAGGUAUAAUUAGUGCACUCAAAUUUCAUUUAAAAAAUAAUCAAUGGACUUUGAUUUCUGGAGCAGAUGAUUGUAAUAUACGUGUAUGGGACUUACAGGAUCGAAAGUGUGUUGCUGUGUUAAAGAGUCACGUUAGUAUUAUUCGUGGACUAGAUAUGUCAAAUGAUGGACGGUUCCUUAUUAGUGGUUCUAGAGACAAGGUUGUAAAUAUAUGGGAUUUUGAUAAAAAGACAUUAUUGAAAACAUUUCCAAUCUUUGAGACAAUAGAAACAUUAGGGGUUUUGCAGCCCCAUACAACAAUAAAUAAUAUGGAUGAAGAUUUUGAGGGAGAGUUAUUUUAUACUGGUGGUGAUAAGGGAAUCAUUAGAAUAUGGGAUAUUCAAACUGGUAAACUUAUCCAAACUCAGGAACCAGAAAAGAAUACCAAACACAUAAUAUCUGAUAUUAUGUUCGUAAAUAUUCAAAUUUCUUGA
This is a messenger RNA of Dentiscutata erythropus, 915 nucleotides long. NCBI's taxonomy places the organism in Eukaryota, Fungi, Glomeromycota, Glomeromycetes, Diversisporales, Gigasporaceae. The record is from the annotation of a GenBank genome assembly.